UUCCUCGUUUCUUCUCUUCCAGCGCAUUCGCCUUCGAUCUCUGAUCUAUCCUCUUCGUUGCAAGACCUCUCUUUAGUUUAUUAGGAAAAAUCAAGAUUUGCUUUAGCUAUGGGUCAAUCACCAUCUCAAUUUAUGGAGGACAUGCAACGGCGGUCCAAUUUCAAUCAUUCUGAGCUGGAACGACUGAAGAAACGGUUCAUGAAAUUGGACAGCGAUGGAUCUGGAUCAAUAGAUCGUGAGGAGUUUCUGCGAAUUCCACAAAUCGCAUCGAACCCCCUGGCAUCACGGAUGAUCGCGAUAUUCGAUGAAGAUGGUGGAGGCACAGUCGACUUUCAAGAAUUCGUAGGCGGGUUGAGCGCUUUCAGUAGUCGAGGUGGAAGAGAGGAAAAGUUACGAUUCGCAUUCAAGGUGUAUGAUGUUGAUCGAGAUGGAUACAUAUCAAACGGGGAGCUUUUUUUGGUACUGAAGAUGAUGGUUGGUAACAACCUGAAGGACCAACAACUACAGCAGAUCGUAGAUAAAACAAUAAUGGAAGCCGAUAAGGACGGUGAUGGAAAGCUGGAUUUUGAGGAGUUUGCAAUGAUGGUUUCAAAUACGGACAUCGUGAAGCAAAUGACAUUGGAAGACUUGUUCUAAUCGCUACUCCGCUGUACAUGUACAUAUUUACCUGUUUCCUCUCUUUUGCUAAUGAGGGCCGUAAUAUCUACAUACGUAGUCUCCCCUAGGCAGACCAACGCAAGACAAUUUUGCGUAAUUAGAAUAUAUUCGAGGACCAGCGAAUGGAUGUUUUAACGAUACCGAACUGGCGCGAUUUGGAAACCAAUCCGCUC
Lentinula edodes (shiitake mushroom) is the source of this 830-nucleotide messenger RNA. Its product is annotated as calcium/calmodulin-dependent protein phosphatase. Gene Ontology annotation, molecular function: calcium ion binding; calcium-dependent protein serine/threonine phosphatase regulator activity. NCBI's taxonomy places the organism in Eukaryota, Fungi, Basidiomycota, Agaricomycetes, Agaricales, Omphalotaceae. Bases 109 to 636 code for a protein of 175 amino acids. The record is from RefSeq and is a predicted model, not a curated record. The transcript has 10 exons.